AUGGCGGCCGGGAGCGACAUGCUGUUUUCGUUAUCCGACUUUUCAGGUGACGAUAGUGAUAAAGACAAAGACUACUUACCUUCAGAUGAGGUCUCAGGACCUCUAACCAGCAAAGAUUUCACCAUCGAUGGCCUAAAUGGUUUUGGUAGUAAGAAAAAGAAGAAGAAACGUCGUCAUAGUCGUACGAUUUUUACAUCGUACCAGUUGGAAAAACUCGAAGAGGCCUUCAAAGAAGCACACUAUCCGGAUGUGUAUGCACGUGAAAUGCUCUCGCUAAAGACCGAGCUACCUGAGGAUCGGAUACAGGUGAGUGCAAAAAAAUUUAAAAUACGUAUUUUAAGGAGGGCGUGA
This is a messenger RNA of Anastrepha obliqua, 351 nucleotides long. RefSeq names its product visual system homeobox 1-like. Bases 1 to 351 code for a protein of 116 amino acids. Gene Ontology annotation, biological process: regulation of transcription by RNA polymerase II. The transcript has 2 exons. The record is from RefSeq and is a predicted model, not a curated record. Gene Ontology annotation, molecular function: sequence-specific double-stranded DNA binding. NCBI's taxonomy places the organism in Eukaryota, Metazoa, Arthropoda, Insecta, Diptera, Tephritidae. Gene Ontology annotation, cellular component: nucleus.